GUAAACAACAAUAUUUAUUGGGCAUAUUUAUUUCUCGCAUGAAAUUAUCGAUAAGGAAAGCAAAACGGUGGGCAAAUUUCUGGCACUAAAUACUACUCAAGUUACGUGCAGGAUUGUACGAUAAAAGCACAUCAUAGUUCGUGAACGGAAAGGCGCAUCAAUAUUCAGCAGCAAGUAUAUUUUUUUAACCAAAAACAAGAAAUAGAUUGGAGGACUGACUGUCUGCUAAAGAAGCUUGGAAAAACUUCAUUUUCCUCAAAGAAUUCUUUGCUAAUAACAAGAUGCUGCGAAUUCGUGCUGCCCAUUUGCAGCAGCUGCGCUUUAACAAUCGCUUGAAUGAGUCCAUGCCGGACUCCUCUUUGCCCGAAUCGCCCAAGGACCUGGGCACUCGUGGGCCCGUUGUCGAGACCUAUGUGGGCAAGCAGACCAACCAAGAUGAGGCCGUGCUGCCGAUGCCACCGCACAAGAUACCCCUGGACAUAAAGGGCGACUUGACCAAGGCUGUGCAGGCGAAGAAGAUAACCCUCGAAGAGGUCGUACAGAAGAGCAAGCUGAAUCUUCUUGAAGAAUUGCAGAAGCAAAAGGAAGCCCUGGCAUUGCAGAAGGCCAAUUGGGAGGAAGCCUUGAAGAAGGGAAAGGAAACCUUCGAAGAGGCAAAGAACAAACAGUUGUCGCACCUGGACAAUGCCAUUCAGAAAAUCAAAUCCGGUGAGGCCUUGCCCAAAAUAAAUCUUGAGGGGAUUCGCAAGCUGAAGAUCCAGGAUGCCUGGAAGAAGGCCGUGGCUCAAUUGAAGAGUCGUUUCUAAUGUGUGUUGUGUCCGAGCCACACACACACACACACACA
Messenger RNA from Drosophila subobscura, 844 nucleotides. RefSeq lists its product as uncharacterized. The record is from RefSeq and is a predicted model, not a curated record. The transcript has 4 exons. NCBI's taxonomy places the organism in Eukaryota, Metazoa, Arthropoda, Insecta, Diptera, Drosophilidae. Bases 282 to 806 code for a protein of 174 amino acids.